UAUAAGUCUGGAAAAAUCUCCGGACCCGCUGUGUCUGAUAUAUAGCACCCAGUACCCAAUCAGUCAGAGUAUAAGCUUUAACUCAUUACAAUAAGGCUUUGUUAGGCAAUGGAAAUUUCUGCCAUAGUUACUAGUGUUCCUUUAAGUUUGAUGUUCAUUUUCAUCGGCACCAUCAUAAAUCUCAUCCAAGUGGCUUGUUAUCUAACUAUUCGGCCGCUGUCGAAAAGCACAUUCAGAAGAAUCAAUGGAGCAGUUUCAGAGGUUUUAUGGCUAGAACUUGUGUGGCUGAUGGAGUGGUGGUCUGGCUGUGAGGUAAAACUGCAUACAGAUUUGAAAACUUACCGGUUGAUGGGUAAAGAACAUGCUCUUCUUAUGCCUAAUCAUGUGGCUGAUGCCGAUACGAUGCUUGUAUGGCUUUUAGCACAGCGCAUGGGUUGUCUUCGCAGCGCUCUCAUAAUCUCGAAGAAAUCUACGCAAUACCUUCCGAUCUUUGGUUGGACAACUUGGUUUUACGAAUUUAUUUUCGUGGAUAGAAAUUGGGCGAAGGACGGAAGCAAAUUGAAGUCAAGUUUUCAAGCGCUUAAGGAUUUUCCUAUUCCUUUUUGGGUGACAAUUUUCGCGGAGGGAACGCGUUUGACGCCCGAUAAACUCUUAGAAGCUCAAACAUUUGCUUCUACCAAAGGGUUGGCAAUUCCCAAGAACGUUUUGAUCCCCAGAACCAAGGGUUUUGUUACAGCAGUACAGAGUUUGCGAUCCUUUGUUCCAGCGCUUUAUGAUGUUACAAUUGCUAUACAAAAAGGUCACCCGUCUCCGUCAUUGCUGAGAUUUCUAAAGAGGCAACCUUGCAAGAUAAAGGUGCAUAUAAAGCGAUAUUCGAUGAAGGAACUGCCAGAAUCAGAUGAAGGCAUCGCUCAAUGGUGUAGAAAUAGGUUCAUUGCCAAGGAUGCUCUACUAGACAAAUUAGCAGCAACCGGUGGAUUUGAUGAAGAAGAAAUUACAGAUUUUCGGCGCUCAACGAAGUCACUUAUAGUUUUUCUCAUUACCCUCUUUUUAUUUUCUGUUGGAGCUUGGAUAUCAUGUCAGAAGUUUUCCUUGCUCUCUAAUCGGAGGGGGUACACCAUUUUGGCAACCAUAGUUGGAACUGCAGCAAUCUUCGCACACAUUUUCCUUGAAUUCACCAAGUUACCACCACAAAAGUGCAAAGCUACUUUGCAGACAAAUGGAGAUACAUAAUAAAUCAAAGCAAUUACUCCACUGAUAAGAGUAGAGUUGCUCUGCUUAUCAUGUUCUUUUCGUAAGAACACAACUUAUAGUAGUCUUCUAUUUCGAGAACAUGGAAUCUAUGGAACAAAUAUAUAUAAUUACAGACAGUCAAGGAGAUCCCUCUACAAUAUCUAUUUGUGGAGUAGAAAAUGCAAUAAAGUAGGAAAUAUUCGUGGUUU
Theobroma cacao (cacao) is the source of this 1442-nucleotide messenger RNA. RefSeq names its product 1-acyl-sn-glycerol-3-phosphate acyltransferase PLS1-like. NCBI's taxonomy places the organism in Eukaryota, Viridiplantae, Streptophyta, Magnoliopsida, Malvales, Malvaceae. The record is from RefSeq and is a predicted model, not a curated record. Gene Ontology annotation, molecular function: 1-acylglycerol-3-phosphate O-acyltransferase activity. Gene Ontology annotation, cellular component: endomembrane system.